Molecule: messenger RNA, 420 nt
Organism: Aspergillus puulaauensis
Lineage: Eukaryota; Fungi; Ascomycota; Eurotiomycetes; Eurotiales; Aspergillaceae
Product: arsenate reductase ArsC
Exons: 1
Coding region: 1-420 (139 amino acids)
Source: RefSeq, a predicted model, not a curated record
AUGGUGAUGAUGACCGACACGCCCAGCGUCCUGUUCGUUUGCGUCCACAACGCCGGUCGCUCACAGAUGGCCGCUGGCUACCUCACGCACCUUGCAGGCGACGCUAUUGAAGUCCUCUCCGCCGGCUCGGCCCCAGCCGACUCUGUUAAUCCUAUGGCCGUCGAAGCCAUGCGUGAAGAAGGUAUCGACAUUGGCAAUCAGAAACCUAAGAUCCUGGAUGCCGACGCUGUCCAAGCUAGUGAUGUCGUGAUUACCAUGGGGUGUGGGGACGCUUGUCCCUUCUUCCCUGGUAAACGCUACCUCGACUGGCAGCUUGACGAUCCUGCCGGGCAUGGACUUGAUGCUGUCCGUCCGAUCCGCAACGAAAUCCGUUGCCGCGUUGAAAAGCUUAUUGCCGAGCUUCAGCAGGAAAAGAAAUGA